This is a messenger RNA of Uloborus diversus, 3277 nucleotides long. RefSeq names its product lysosome membrane protein 2-like. The record is from RefSeq and is a predicted model, not a curated record. NCBI's taxonomy places the organism in Eukaryota, Metazoa, Arthropoda, Arachnida, Araneae, Uloboridae. Bases 122 to 1708 code for a protein of 528 amino acids. The transcript is spliced from 12 exons. Gene Ontology annotation, molecular function: scavenger receptor activity. Gene Ontology annotation, cellular component: cytoplasm; membrane.
CCUAUAUCUCAAUAUUGGUGUCCAGAGUUAUAGAAAUUUGGUUACAAAAUUUUGAAGUCUUAAGCAAUUGGAAAUUGUAAAAUAUAUUAAUUUAAAUUGAUAAAAAUAAUUUUAAUUUUAUAUGAAAAUGAAGCUGACUGCCGCAAAAAGUCGACUUAUUAUUUCUACAUUAGGAAUUGUUGGAUUGUUCGUGCUUACAGGAGGUUCCAUGCUUCUAGGAUUUUUUGAAGAUAUUAUCCAAUUUUUUCUGAAGCGAGAGCUUGUUUUGAGACCUGGCAGUGAAUUUUACGAUAUUUGGAAAGAGCUCCCGAUUCCGAUUUACCAAAGAAUUUUUAUCUUCAAUAUCACGAAUCCUGAUGAAUUUUCUAACGGAGCUAAACCAAAAAUUCAAGAAAUAGGACCCUUUGUUUUCAGAGGUCGAUGGCUGAAGGAAGGAAUGCAUUGGAAUGAGACAGACGGAACAGUAACCUACAAAGAUAUCAAAGAGUAUACUUUCGUCAGAGAGCUCUCAGUCGGGGAUCAAGAACAGAAAAUUUACACCCUAAAUGGUCCCUUGCUGGCUGUCAUCAAUUACGUCGAAGAUUACGCUCCAUUUUUCAUACGUUCAUUAGUCGCCGAUAUCAUGAAUGGCAUCUUUGAAAGCUACAAUGAGACGCUUCUUGUGCAGAAAACAAUCCGGGAAAUUAUCUACGAAGGAUACUACGAACCAAUGGUUGCUGACUUAACAAAAGUUGUUGAACCUUUCAUAAAUUUGCCACUCAAGCUUGUCAAUGAUACUUUUGGAAUUUUACACGAAAGAAAGCAUAUCGGAGAUGGAGUAUUCACUAUAAAAUCAGGUGCCCGUGGAAUUGAAGAUUAUGCCGCAAUUCAGAUGUGGAAUAAUCAGACGUCUGUCAAUUGGUGGAAUGAUAAAUAUUGUGAUCAAAUAAAUGGAACGGAUGGUGUUCAGUAUGCUCCUGGUGUCCUAAGGAAUCAAACAUUGAGCAUAUUUAACCCUAAUUUAUGCAGAUCAAUGCCAAUAAAAUACGUAAAAGAUGUAACAGUCCAUGGAAUAAAAACUCUUCGAUUCGGAAUGCCAGAAAAUAUUUUGUCAAAUGCUGCUACCAAUCCUGGGAACAAAUGUUACUGCCAUAGUUCACAUUGUCUCUCAGGCAUUUUGCCAUUGAACUGUAAACCAGGUGCUCCUUAUGUGAUUUCGUUUCCUCAUUUUUUGAACGGAGAUUCAAAACUUCAAGCAGCAGUUGACGGUGUUAACGCUUCACUUGAUAAACAUAAAACAUAUGUUGAUAUCGAACCAAAUACUGGCUUUGUUUUAAAUGCAGCAUUCAGGAUACAGUUAAAUGGUGUGACAAGAAGGAUAGAAGAGUAUAAAGCCCUACAAAAAGUAACAGACAGUAUAGUUCCUGUGUUGUGGAUGAGUGAAGAAGCUCAGUUAGAUGUUUAUUUUGCAAAUUAUUUCAAAUCAAGGGUGGAAACUCCAAUUAUAGUCUUCAAAGCACUGACCAUAGCAGCAGUAACUAUUGGAGCAUUUUGGGCAUUGUCUUCCGUUGUGUUCCUGUUGUGUAUAGAGGCUAAAGUGAAACCAGACAAGUUGAAACAUUCAUUGGUUUUGAAAACACUAAAUUCUGUGUAUACAAGUGUUGCUCUUUGGCCUCCUGUUGAAGACGAAAUAAAAGAAGCGAAUAUUACUGAGAAAACUCACUUAUGAAGUUGUUUUUCAAAGAAAUACCAUUUGUGAUUCCACAUGAACUUAAGUGCUGAGCGCUUUUUAGACUUUUAUAUAUCAUAAUUUAUAUCAUCAUAAUCACUUCUACGUAUCAAGACUACAUCUCCAUUAACCUCAUUGACGAGCAUAUGGGUGAAUCCUUAAAAUCUAAGAAAGAUUUUGUUCAAAAAUUUAUCUAGUCCUUUCAUUGCUGGAUGGAAACUAGGUAACUAUGUAUGGUUAUGUAUGGAGCAGCUCAGAAGUGACACUGAAGAAAUUGCUUGUUUCUUACGUUCUGAUAUCAAGAAAAUUUGAAAACCAUAUUUUCAUCCUCAGCGAGUUCAUUGAUAAUUGUUUGUAAAAAUCAUCAUCAUUUUAAUUAAGGAAUCAAACGUAAGAGGAGCCUUAAUAACUAAUUGUGAUAUAAAGGCUAACUGGAUAUUUUGUAUAUGAACUAUAUUUUCAUACAAGUACUAUACAUUUUUAUGUCUCGGAAUACCUACAUAGUCAAAUGAAAUAUAUUUGUAUAUUUACCGCAUUCAACGCUGGAAUUUGUGUAUAUGUUUCGCUAAAACUUAUCUCUUUCAAACCAUUAAAACAUAAUUAAAAAAUAUAAAUUAUUUUAAAAUUAAAUUUUUAAACUAAAAUGCUAGUAGUAACAAAACAAUUAAGAUUUCUGGAAAUUGUAGAAACAACAGUACUACUAAUUGGACUCAAUUAAGGACUGCAAAUACAUAUGAGUUAUUUGCUAAAAACAUCCGAAAAAGAACAAAUCUUAUUACAGAAUUCUAAUCUAAAAUUUUACUUAUAUUUUCACUUUUUCUGUAGAAGACUUAAAUCACGUGUUUAGGAGAUAAUCUCAAUAUUUCAAUGGAAAAAAUCUUCAAACUAUUCUAAUUGAUCUUGAAUCAUUGUUGCUUUUUUUAAAGCGACCUCAUGCAUAGUGUUAUCACUCGCUACUUCAAAUUGAUUUUCACUCCAUUAACUUCAAGAAAAAAAAACUAACAGUGAUAAAUCAGCACAGCUAAAAAUGCUGUUUAAAAUCUAUUUUAAUAAUAAUAAUAAUAAUAAUAAUAAUAAUAAUAAUAUUUAGCAUUUUAGUUUUGUUAUUUAUUUUCUUCAAAAUUUAUUCGGACGAUUAUUUUACUCAAUUUUUAUUUCUUGACUUUUAUUUCUUUUGAGUACAGUUAAGUACAUAGACAUGAAUCAUUCGCGCUCUCUCUCUAAGGUGAAUUUUUUCACAAAUUAAAACUUUCUUUUUACGCAUUUGCAUUCCCUACCUCACUGUACAUCCGCAUAUUUAUUGCCAAUAUGAAAAGAACUGAUUUACUGUAUGUUUUCAAAAUGUUUUUGUGUGGGUAUUUUCUGGUAGCAGAAUGUGCCAGCUGCUGUGUGAUUUAUUUUCAUUCCUUGGAAACCUGCAACUUUGAAUGAAGAUGUCAUCAUUUAAGUUCCAGUAUUUAUUUUGUCAUCUCAACGAUAAGUGUUCCUUUAUUUAUGAAAUUGUGAAAUGUUUUUUCUUUUUUUUGUACAAAUUAAUGUAAGUGAAUGUUACUAGUAAAAUAAAUUGUG